Messenger RNA from Schistocerca piceifrons (Central American locust), 6654 nucleotides. It is a transcript of the gene gek, whose product is annotated as serine/threonine-protein kinase Genghis Khan. Gene Ontology annotation, molecular function: ATP binding; protein serine/threonine kinase activity. Bases 259 to 5478 code for a protein of 1739 amino acids. Gene Ontology annotation, biological process: actomyosin structure organization; peptidyl-threonine phosphorylation. The record is from RefSeq and is a predicted model, not a curated record. Gene Ontology annotation, cellular component: cytoplasm; cytoskeleton. The transcript is spliced from 33 exons. NCBI's taxonomy places the organism in Eukaryota, Metazoa, Arthropoda, Insecta, Orthoptera, Acrididae.
GCUAGGUGUGGCAGCCAUAUUUUGGAGUCGAAGUAGGGGGUCAUGGGGAUAACUGAAUGACGAAAAUGAAGCGACCCCAUUAACAAGAUAAAAAACUUCGUGUAAUCGGUGCUGCCAUUGGUGAUAUUUUUAUAGGCUGUAAAAGAUACCAUGGAUCCCAUUCACAGAAGUGAUACCCUCCGAGAUGGCAGUCUUAGAAUUCUCCAUAGUUUCAUAACAUGCGUUAAUCCACAAUCUGUGAUGCUGUAAUGCCUCCCAAUGUCUGAGGCAGUGGCAAAAUUGGAGACACGGCAGGACUCCGGGAACUUGUGUUCUCAAGUUGUGACAGGAGAGGCCCGUUUACGUCAACUUGAAGCACUGUUCCUUGGUGGUCCUGUGCAGGGACAGGGCCAAUGCUUCAGUAUAGAAACUUUGCUGGAUGUACUUCUGGUGCUGUAUGAUGAGUGUUGCAAUUCUUCUCUUAGAAGAGAGAAAACAGUAUCUGAUUUCAUCGAAUUUGUUAAACCUGUCGCAACAAAUUUGAAGGCAUUGCGCCUUUCACGUGAUGAUUUUGAGAUUAUUAAAGUAAUUGGAAGAGGAGCCUUUGGAGAAGUUUGUGUUGUAAAAAUGAAGGGUUCAGAGAAAGUGUUUGCAAUGAAGAUUUUGAAUAAAUGGGAGAUGUUGAAAAGGGCAGAAACAGCCUGCUUCAAAGAAGAAAGGGAUGUUCUGGUGUUUGGAGAUAGAAGAUGGAUCACGAAUCUUCAUUAUGCAUUUCAAGAUGAAUCAAAUUUAUACUUAGUAAUGGAUUAUUACUGUGGUGGUGAUCUGCUCACAUUACUUAGUAAAUUUGAGGACCGUUUGCCUGAAGACAUGGCUAAGUUUUAUAUUGCAGAAAUGGUUCUUGCCAUAGGAUCUAUUCAUGAUCUAAGAUACGUUCAUCGAGAUAUAAAACCAGAUAAUGUUUUACUUGAUGCUAAUGGACACAUUAGGUUAGCUGAUUUUGGAUCAUGCUUAAAAUUGUUUGAGGAUGGAACAGUACAAAGCAAUGUUGCUGUUGGAACUCCUGAUUAUAUUUCACCAGAAAUUCUUCGGGCUAUGGAAGAUGGACAGGGAAGGUAUGGUCCUGAAUGUGAUUGGUGGUCACUUGGUGUUUGUAUGUAUGAAAUGUUGUAUGGUGAGACCCCAUUUUAUGCAGAAUCACUUGUGGAGACGUAUGGGAAGAUAAUGAAUCAUAAGAACUGCUUUGACUUCCCAACAGAUAUGGGUCUGGAAGUCUCUGAAGAAGCCAAAGAUCUGAUGAAAAGACUUAUUUGUAGUUCAGAAUUUAGGUUAGGUCAACAUGGAAUUGAAGACUUCAAGAACCAUCCAUGGUUUGAGGGCCUCGACUGGGAAACAAUACGAGACAGUCGUGCGCCUUACAUUCCAGAGGUCAGCAGUCCAACUGAUACCUCAAAUUUUGAUGUUGAUGACACUGACAUUCGAACUUCUGAUGCUGUACCUCCUACAUCAAAUGCUGUUUUUUCUGCCCUUCAUUUGCCAUUUGUUGGGUUUACAUUCACCCAGGGCUGCUCAGUUUCUGAUCUGGGUUGUAUACCAGCACAUGGAAUCACACCUUCAGAAAGACUUGAAGUUGAAAAACGAAUCUUAGAUUUGGAAGAAGAAAACUUAAGGCUUACAAAACUUCUGUCUGGCAAUGAGGAGGGAAGGUCAAGUGAUGCAGGAAGUACAAUGAGAAAACUGCAAGAUGAAAUCAAUAUUUUGACAAAAAGGAACUGUGAGUUGGAAGAUAAAAUGAAAGAUCUUCAACAGACAACAAAUCAGAGGAAAGACCUGGGCACUGAAAGUGAUGUGCAACAAAAAAUAAAAGACCUUGAAAAGAACGUCAGGAUCCUAAAACAGGAAAGAGACGAAGCUCAGAAGGAAAACCUCGAUGUCCAAGAGAAAAUUAAACUUCAAGAGAAGGAACUUAAAGAUGCUCUAAGCCAGCGGAAGUUAGCAAUGACAGAAUACACUGAAGUGACAGAUAGGCUGUCAGAGCUGAGACAACAGAAGCAGAAACUUUCACGUCAGGUCCGGGAUAAGGAGGAAGAGCUGGAAGUAGCUAUGCAAAAAAUUGAUAGCCUUCGACAUGACAUUCGCAAAGCAGAAAAACUUAGAAGAGAGCUUGAAGCACGUGUAGAUGAAGCUAUGGCAGAGACAGCAAAAGAACGCAAACUUAGGGAAAGAAGCGAAGAAUAUUGUAAACAAAUGGAGGAAGAAAUUGAGAAGUUGAGACAGAGGAGUAUUAUAGUAGGAGCUGAUAUUUCUGUAGCUAGCCAGUCACAUGCAUCACAGGAAAUAGCAAGGUUAAAGUCUGAGGUAGAAAAGCUCCAAGUUCAGUAUAAUGAGAGCUUACAGCAGCAACAAUCAAGAUUUAAUUUGGAGUGCUCAAGCCUGAGAGAUCAAUUACAGGACUCAGAGAACAGGAGAGAGACUCUUGAAAGAGAGGUACAAGCUGUUAAGGAGAAAUUGGAUGCCACGAGACUUGAAGAUUUGACUGACAGUGAGGAGACAAUUGCAGAGCUCAAGAGGCGUCAUGAACGUGAAAGACUGAUGUUAUUGGAAGACAACAAGAAGUUGAUGAUGGACUUGGACACACUAACUGAGAGUGUAAGUCGAAUACAGAAUGAAAGAAGGCAACUUGAAGAAGAAUACGAAGAACUGAGAAGCAAGAAAGAUGCUAUUGCUCAAUGGGAAGCACAGAUUAGUGAAAUAAUCCAGUGGGUAAGUGAUGAAAAGGAUGCAAGGGGCUAUUUACAAGCAUUGGCAACAAAGAUGACUGAAGAGCUUGAGUUCCUCAAACAUGCUGGAGUGUCCAGUGCAGCCACUGCUGAUAAAAACUGGCGCAAUCGGCGAAGUCAAAAACUUGAUAAGAUGGAACUUCUUAAUCUUCAGAGCAGUUUACAAUCUGAAAUUCAGGCCAAACAGGCUAUUAGUGAAGAGUUAACAAAGACUCGAUCUGAGCUCAUUGCAGCUCAAAAGGAGUUGAGAGAUUUGCGUCAGAGGUAUGAUACGUUGUCUCAUGAGGUAAAGAGGAAAGAAAUUCAAAUCAAAGAACUUCAGUCAAGAUUAGAAUCUGGUGAACCAUUUUUGGAUCGUCCUUCAUCUCAGGUAUCAUACUUAGAUCGUUUCCUAAAAGAAACACACCAUGGGGGCUCAGUAGAGAGUGAAGAGGGGGAUGUGGAAGACAACAGAGCCCCUUCAGUAACUAGUAGUAAAUCAAACUUAUCAGAACUCAGUAUAGAUCCAAAUUCAUCUUUAGGACUCGACCUUCAUACAAAGCCAGGACUUCUUGCUCAUCAGUUACCACCCAAACCAAAAUCACAUCAGUUUCUUGUUAGAACAUUUUCUUCGCCUACAAAGUGCAGUCAUUGCACAUCAUUGAUGGUUGGUCUCACCAGGCAGGGUGUAGUGUGUGAAGUUUGUGGCUUUGCAUGCCACAUUGGAUGUUGUGAAAAGGUUCCAGCUAUCUGUCCAGUUCCUUCAGACCAGACAAAAAGACCUCUUGGCAUUGAUCCUACGAGAGGUAUAGGAACAGCCUAUGAAGGUUAUGUUAAAGUUCCCAAAACGGGAGGAGUGAAAAAGGGCUGGAUUCGUCAGUUUGUUGUGGUUUUAGAUAUGAGGGAUGAGGAAUUUUCUGUGAGUUCAGUCAGAGAUUCGGAUGUCAUUCAUGCAACGAAGAAAGACAUUCCUUGCAUUUUCAGGAUAACUACAUCACUUAUGGAGCCUCCAGGGUUGAAAAAUCAUACACUGAUGCUGGCAGAUACAGAGAGUGAAAAAACUAAAUGGGUUGUUGCUUUAAGUGAACUUCAUAGAAUACUGAAGCGGAACAAUUUACCCAACAGGACAGUUUUUCGAGCAAAGGAGCUGCUGGAUAAUACACUAGCUUUUAUAAAAAAUGCAAUGUCAGGGGCCAUUAUAGAUCCUGAUCGUCUAGUCAUUGGAACAGAGGAGGGUUUGUUCUGCUUGGAUCUUGAUCGAAGUGAAAUUGCUCGUGUUGGAGAAGGUAAAAAGGUGUAUCAGUUAGAAUAUAUAGUUGAGGAGCAAUUGUUAGUUGUUUUAUCUGGGAAACAGAGACAUCUACGCCUGAUUCCAGUGCGGGCACUGGAUGGUGAUGAUGUAGAAUGGAUUAAAGUAGCUGAAACAAAGGGGUGUAUCACCUUUGCAACAGGGGUAAUGAGACGUGCACCUCAACUUGGCUACUGCCUCUGUGUUGCCAUAAAAAGACAGAAUACAUCUCAGCUAAUUAUAUAUGAAGUAACACGUACGAAGACACGGCAUAAACGUCUGAGAGAAAUAAUGUUACCAACUCAAGCACAGACUCUCAAUAUUUUUAGUGAAGGCAGGCUCUGUGUUGGAUAUCAGUCUGGGUUUAGCAUAUACAGUAUUACUGGUGAUCAAAAUGCCUUAUCCUUGGUGCAUCCUGACAAUCAGCUACUUGGUUUCUUGGCAUACAGUGCUGUAGACGCAAUGCGUGCAAUAGAAUUGUCAAGGGGAGAGUUCCUCCUUGUGUUUCAAACAUUAGGGGUGUAUGUUGAUGCACAAGGCAGAAAAUCUCGUGAUCGUGAAAUCAUGUAUCCUGCCAUUCCUACUGCUGUUAGUUAUUGUGAUGGACAUCUCUUGGUAUAUAGUGAAACUCAUGUAGAUGUUUUCAACUGUGCAACUGGAGAAUGGGUACAAACAAUAAAUGUAAAGAAAUCAAGACCACUAAAUGUUACAGGAACCCUUAGUAUUUGUGUUAUAAAUGACAUGCCACACAUAAUCUACCUGAGUAAUGUUCAUCAACGUGAGUUAAUAAACGUUACUCAGUGUGAUGCUUCUGGCCGCCCAGUUCCAAGACCAAGACGUAGGUUUUCAUUAAGAGAAGGUCACAGGGCUGCAAGAACGACAGACAGGCGCUCUAAAAUGAUAUCAGCUCCAACAAACUUCAAUCAUAUAAGUCACAUGGGCCCGGGUGAUGGAAUUCAAAUUCAGAGGUUGUUGGACCUACCUACAACGCUGGAAACUGCAGAUCAGACUCUGGCAAGUCCACAGCAACUUCAGGGAAGUCAGCAGAGGCUGUUCCAUUCAGGAUCAAAGCUGGCACAUGCUCCACCCAGACAUCCUUCUCAUUCAGAGCAGCGACGUAUUUCAGGGCAUACACAGCGUCCAGCUCAAACAUAUUCAGGUCAUAACGGUUCUACAUCGUCACGUCGUUCAGCUGCUCCACCUAGGCCUGCUGUUACACCACCCUCAUUGCCAAGAUCUCCGGAUGGUCCACCAAUGGAUUCAGAGUCUUCCCUUCUGCAUCAUCAUGCAUCACUGGCAUUGGGUAGCGUACCUUCUCUACAUGAAGUGGGCAAGGAUCAGACUGUAAGUGGUGGCAGUCCACGACAUUCAAUAGCUUCCAACAAUAGCAGCAAUCCAAGUACGCCACCAAGUCCUGGCCAUGACCACGGGUCUUCGAGCUAUGACAGCUAGUUUAAUUUUUUGGACUGUACAUAAACUGUUGGGAAACAAUUUCGCAUCAAUGAUAUCUGAUGCUAUUAAGCUGUGUGUUAUUUUCAUUAACAUUUUGGCAAAAAGGAUAGGCAUACAGAUGGUAUAAUACAGAACGCAUUUGUCAGUACUUGUGUAACGUAAGUAAAACAUAUUAUUUUACAUUUAGUCAUUUACUUUUCCUUCAUAAUAUCACUAAUUUAAUUUUGUUUGUUUUUCUCAUUCCCAAGACUUUUUUGAGUAAGCAUAAAUACAUAUGUAUAUGUGCAACAGUAUGGCCUUUAUUUUUCAUCAAUGUGUGUUAGGUCUUUUGCUAAUUUUUAGGUGAAAGAAGUUCAUAAAUUUGAAAAUCUGGUAUGUAAUCAUUAAUUUUCUUUCAUUUUGCGUUAUAUGCAGUUGUUAUUUACACCCUGGAGGUAAAGAACAGUUUUGUAUAGAGGAUGAUAAUCAUUGUAAGUUAAAUUUGUUGCAUCUCUCAGUAUUUUUAAAUUUUUCUAUUAUUCCAUGUAUCUUUUCUUUGUGAUGUUGCAAAUUCUGGUACUUACAUUAAAAUCAGAAUAUUUUGUACAUAAGUUACUUAUGUUGAAAUGGGUCGAGUCUUGAAGAGUCAUGCGGAAAUCUGCAAAGUCAAAUUUUAUUUCAAGUUUAGUUUACUGGUAUAUAAUGUAGUACAAUUUUAAUGGAAAAUUUCCAUUGUAAAAAUUUGGAACAAAGUUGCCAAGCACAUUUUGUUUCCUUUGUGGUUUUGUUUAUAUAUGUAAGUGUUUGCAUUCUGUAUUGAGAUAUGAGGGACUUCCAAAUACAAUUUGUGAUUAUUUUUAGUGAGACUACAAAAAUUGACUUUACAUAUGUGGAAAAUGUAUAUUAUAUUUAUUAACAUUGUCGGUAGUAAAGGACUAGGUGGCCCUACCUCAUUUGGUACAUAGCUGUGGUAGGAGGAUUGUGCGUGUAUGUGUGUGCGUGUGUCUUCGGAAUGAAUUAGUGAUGUUAAGAGUGCACUAAAAUGAGUGGAGUAUGGGCCCUUUUGUAAAAUAGCAUUUCAUUACAGCUGUGUAUAUGUUUUCUGUUCAUUUUUUAAGAAUAUGAUUAUAGUUUUAUUUUAUCAGGGAAUGCUAACAAUAAUGGUGAAAUAAUCCAAUGCCUAACUGUACAAAUUUU